This is a messenger RNA of Cheilinus undulatus (humphead wrasse), 1956 nucleotides long. RefSeq names its product SDS3 homolog, SIN3A corepressor complex component (gene suds3). Bases 358 to 1218 code for a protein of 286 amino acids. Lineage: Eukaryota; Metazoa; Chordata; Actinopteri; Labriformes; Labridae. The record is from RefSeq and is a predicted model, not a curated record. Gene Ontology annotation, molecular function: histone deacetylase binding. Gene Ontology annotation, biological process: negative regulation of transcription by RNA polymerase II. The transcript has 12 exons. Gene Ontology annotation, cellular component: Sin3-type complex.
CAGUGUCAUAUGAACAAUGGUAUUUGUUUACGUGCCAACUAGCUAACGUAAUGUUGCGAUACACAUCAACCCGCUUACACCACAUUACUUGUGAGAAUUGUUAUAGGAGUAGCAGCAUACAAAUUACAAUGUUUGCAAUAUCAUUGAGACCGCAUUUGUUCAUUUUUAUUUCAAAUUGCGUUACCACAUUGUUCGUAUAUUGGCUAAUGUUAGCCACGCAGCGCUAGCUCCUAGUAUUGACAGGUCGGCAGGGAAGCGAACCCUUGCGUGCUGUGUCCACUGCACUGCCCUUUUUACUCUAUUCAGUGAGACAGGACGGGUUGCAGUGGAAGAAAAGAAAGACGAGAGAACAAGGAGAUGACAGCUCUACAAGACACUGAAGAUGCCAGUGAAACAGACCUUGCCAAGCAUGACGAGGAUGACUAUGUUGAAAUCAAAGAACAAAUGUACCAAGACAAACUGGCCUCUCUGAAACGACAGUUGCAGCAAUUACAAGAAGGUACGCUGCAGGAAUAUCAGAAGAGGAUGAAGAAGUUAGAUCAGCAGUACAAAGAGAGACUUCGAAAUGCAGAUCUGUUUCUCCAGCUUGAGACCGAGCAGGUGGAGAGGAACUACAUCAAGGAGAAGAAGGCAGCGGUGAAAGAGUUUGACGACAAAAAGGUUGAACUGAAGGAAAACCUAAUUGCAGAGCUUGAGGAGAAGAAGAAGAUGAUUGAGAACGAAAAACUAACAAUGGAGCUUACAGGCGACUCGAUGGAGGUAAAACCUAUUAUGACUCGGAAGCUGAGGAGACGUCCAAAUGACCCAGUUCCAAUCCCAGACAAGCGGCGAAAACCUGCACCAGCUCAGCUAAAUUAUUUGUUAACAGAUGAACAAAUAAUGGAAGAUCUAAGAACACUUAAUAAGCUAAAGUCACCAAAACGACCAGUGUCUCCCUCAUCUCCAGAACACAUCCCCUCAGCUCCCAUGGAGAACCCUUCACAGCGUUAUGAAGCUCGUAUCGAGGAAGGGAAACUUUACUAUGAUAAAAGAUGGUACCAUAAGAGCCAGGCCAUCUAUCUGGAGUCUAAGGACAACACAAAGAUUAGCUGUGUCAUCAGCUCAGUGGGGACCAAUGAGAUUUGGGUGAGGAAGACAAGCGACAGUACAAAGAUGAGGAUCUACCUGGGGCAGCUGCAGAGGGGAGCAUUUGUCAUCCGUCGACGGUCGGCUGCGUGAACCAUUGUCCCACCCUUCCUCACCCAACUGCCAUCUGUUAAUUUAUCCAUCUAUUCACCCUCUUGUUCAUCUAUUUGGUGCUUCUCAGUUGAGUUUUACUUGUGGCCUCUUAGUCUUUAACAUGCAAACCUUCCCACACAACACAAGCAAACACACACGUGCAGUAUUCCCAUCAGAGUGAAUCAGUUUUCCCACAUAAACCAAUUAUGACUGUUUUCCAGCAGUAUUUGUCACUGUGUGGCAUGUGUGUGAAGGCAGUACAGAAGUAUGGAUUUUUUUUUCCCCUUGCUGUCAACACGACUCAUUUCUACAUCCUGCAGCCUUAUUUACAUUUAUCUUUCAGUUAUUUUUUUGAACAUUUUAUGCUCUCCCACAGAAAUCCUCUACAUGCCUUUAGAACUGUCUGACUGACUUAAAACGAGGCUCUGAAAAACAGAUGAGAAUUGUCUGCAAGUUUGCCUGAGCAUCAUAAAUUUCUUCCUGAAGUAACUCAGAAAAAGUCGUAUACUGUCAUCGAGAAAAAGAGGCUGCUUCUAUGCUGAUGGUAACUGUUCAAAACUAUGUAUGAAUUUAUUUGAAAAACAAAAAAAAGUAUUUUGAGGAUUUUAUGUUUUCUUAUUUUAUGUGAUGCCCUCCAUGUGGGAAUGAUAUGCACAAGUUCAUUUGUAUGUGGAGUAUUAAGUUGACUGUUGAUUUGUACUGUGUUCCAUUUUAUUAAAAAUAUCUUUGUUUUAAUAA